AAUAUUAACUUCGUAACAAAAUACGCUCGUUAAGCUUAAAAAAUGUAGGCAAAAAAUAAUUGCUUGUUGUUGUUUUUGUACUGACGUCAUUGAAAGCUAAUUUGGAUAUCACGAUAUUUCACAAAUUGCCUUUUGUUUAAGAGUUCGAUGAAAAACCCCUUAAUAUUUUAACUAAUUAAAGCUUGUUUUUCCCUUCGUGUCAACCCGUUUUCUCAGUACACAGCCGGAUGGUUCGGGGUCUCGGCGAUUAACCCGUUGAGAAAUUCAAACGACCAGGUUGAACACGUCGGGGGUGGCGUUAAGCUUCGAAGGGGUGGGGAAAAGAUAGUAAGAGAUUUGACCGCCCCCAGUGAGAUGUUAACCACUGUGCUGGUUGCAUCGGUGCUCGCCGUCUCAGCUCAGACAGAUUAUUAUACGGAUAUGGACCAAGAAGAGGAGGGUCUGGGUGUCGGAAAUAACACAGCUCUCGGUACACAUCUUGGAGCACUUUGUACAGACAGUUGCAAUCCAGACCUGAUAAACGUCGUUUGUAAGGCAGAUUCGAAAAGGUGCGAUUGCAAACCAGGGUAUCCAGUUCGCCUCGACCUGUACACCGGCUGUGCCAAACCUGUAAAAUUGGGAGAUCAAUGUUUAUACCUGGAAACGUGUCUUUUCACCGAUCAAAACGCAGACUGUGUGCAAAUUAGGCACAAUGCCAUCUGUCAGUGUAAAUCAGGCUUCCACACCGUGACUAUACCCAAGCCCAAGAGGGUUUUCUGCUCAGAAGAUGUUGUUGUGAUAGCGACGGACAUGUCGACGCUUCUCGGCGUAGCGACUGGUUUGGCUGUCCUGACUGCGCUUAUAUGCUUCGUACUUAAGCUAUUUGUCGGCGCUAAGCCUAGGCAUUACGCAAAUUCGAAUUUAACGCCGUCGAUCUACUUCGAUCAAACAGGUAAGGAUUCAAGCCAGGAUUAAUUUUGAUGCGUUGAAAAUAAUAUAUUGAAAGAGAACAGCCUAUAUCUCGAAGGUGAUAAGACGAACGGUUCGGAUAAGAUGAUACUAGCGGCAUCCUUUUUUGUAUUCGGCUUUGACAGAUUUCAUUUCUUAUAAAUUACCCUUUAGGUUUUUUAUUUUUCCAAAUCGAGAUUGCAUACUUCAUAAUUUCCAUAGUUUCCAACAUCCUAGUUAUACUAAUUGUAUUUAUUACAUGAAAGAGCUUUUGUAUUAAUAGUCGGUUUAUAAAGAAUCUUGAGAUUACGUUCAUUAAUUAAACCUCUUUGAACGCCCUCAGCUUUUAUGACCGAGCUUGAUCUUUAAAGUCUGACUAAAGCUCUUCAUAAAUUUCGCAGCCUGGCAUGAAUGAGCCUGUUAUUGAAUUCACUUAUGAGAAAAUUUACACUCCAUUACGCAAUAGUCAAAUCGAAAAAAAUAACUACAAACUUGCUUUUAAAGAGAAUUUUCAUUAUGCAGUUUUUUCCUUCAAGCAAUAUUCCAGUUUAUGUCCAUGCAUUGUUUAUAUAUAAAAAGCUAUAUUUCUCAUUUAUUUUAUUAAGGUUAUUUGCCAUAUUAGCUAAAAAUUGUCAAUAAAUUAAGGAAUGCCAAUAAAAAAAAGUAUUAAAUAAUUAGUACAAGCGAGGUGCAGUUUUUCAACUGUGUCCAGCAUUAUAUAACGCAUGUUAAUUUGAAACGUCAAAACAUAACCAAUGAUAAUAAUAUGAAAUAGUUUUAAAACGAAAGGAGAGUACAUAUAUUUUGUGUAAAAAAAUAUAUAUUUUCCAAUUUGCUCCGUUGUAUUGUGAGCACACAGGGUAAAUUAAAUUGUACUAGAAAUUAAGAAAAUAUUUGUAAGAAAAAAAAAGUGUUUUUCAGGCAUUAUUUUUCGAUAAAGUUUUUGCAGGAAAGACUGGUUUUUUAUUUAUGGGCAUUUUGAAGCUUACAAUUUGUUAAUAAGGUUGUAGUUAUUUACUAGAAAAUAGCAGUUGUACGAUUUGUUAUAACUUAUUGGAAAGACCUGUUAUGGAACAUAAAACCAUUAUAUUAAAAUAAGAAAAAGUA
This is a messenger RNA of Cimex lectularius (bed bug), 2034 nucleotides long. RefSeq lists its product as uncharacterized. The transcript is spliced from 4 exons. The record is from RefSeq and is a predicted model, not a curated record. Bases 355 to 954 code for a protein of 199 amino acids. NCBI's taxonomy places the organism in Eukaryota, Metazoa, Arthropoda, Insecta, Hemiptera, Cimicidae.